Molecule: messenger RNA, 2396 nt
Organism: Esox lucius (northern pike)
Lineage: Eukaryota; Metazoa; Chordata; Actinopteri; Esociformes; Esocidae
Gene: rab6a
Product: RAB6A, member RAS oncogene family
Exons: 8
Coding region: 320-946 (208 amino acids)
Molecular function (GO): GTP binding; GTPase activity
Source: RefSeq, a predicted model, not a curated record
UCUAGGUAUUUUGCUAGUUAGUCAGUGUAUCACUAAAAAGUCAGCUGAGUGUUUGAGAGGCCGGUCCCUAGCUAGCUAGCUAGUUAUUUUAAAUUUACCGACUACUGGUCAACUGGUGAAAAACUGCAGUAAAGGAGCAUUGUUAAUGCUAUCCAACGUUAAUUAGCUAAUACGGAUUACAACCAUUGAUUUCAAUCCUUUUCAAUUCAACAACUACGUUGGCUAGCUAGCUAGCGAUUUAGCUAGCUCACCAAAGUAGGGGAUAGUGUUGCACAGUCUGUAACUUGCUUUCUCCUGCCUAGCUAACAACAUUGCAGUUAUGUCCGCAGCCGGAGACUUCGGGAAUCCUCUAAGGAAAUUUAAAUUGGUUUUUCUUGGUGAGCAGAGCGUGGGGAAGACUUCGUUGAUUACCAGGUUCAUGUAUGACAGCUUCGACAACACCUACCAGGCCACAAUAGGAAUCGAUUUUUUGUCAAAAACCAUGUACCUUGAAGACAGAACAGUGAGGCUGCAGCUUUGGGACACAGCGGGCCAGGAGCGCUUCCGGAGUCUGAUCCCUAGCUACAUACGAGACUCCACAGUGGCCGUGGUAGUCUAUGACAUCACAAACGUCAACUCUUUCCAGCAAACCACAAAAUGGAUUGAUGAUGUCCGAACGGAGAGGGGUAGUGAUGUCAUCAUCAUGCUGGUGGGAAACAAGACGGACCUUGCAGAUAAAAGACAGAUAACCACAGAGGAAGGGGAACAGAGAGCCAAAGAGCUGAAUGUUCUGUUUAUUGAGACAAGUGCAAAGACAGGCUACAAUGUGAAACAGCUGUUCCGACGCGUGGCUGCUGCCCUCCCUGGCAUGGAGAGCACCCAAGACAAGAGCAGAGAAGAUAUGAUUGACAUAAAACUGGAGAAGCCCCCAGAACAGCCAGUCAGCGAAGGAGGCUGUUCCUGCUAACUCCAGCCUCUACAUGUUUCUCCGGCGCUUUGUUGUUCUUGAUCACUCACCCUGGCUUAUUCACGCCCUCCCUGUCUCUCUGUACGUUUCUUCUCGGCUUUAUUGCUCUCUCUCUCUCUAACUCUCUCUGAACUCCUUAAAUUCUGACUCCCUCACCCCAGCCUGAAAGAGAACACUACUUGUCUGCUCAUCCUUGUUGUUGUGGUAACCUGCUGUCUCACUGAGAUGACCUUAAGCUUAAGAAGCACAAUGUGGAUGUCAAUGCUAUUUUAUUUCUGUUGGACUUUUACUGUUUUGGCAAUGGAAAAAGGAAAGUAUUGUUCAAAGAAAUAUGUCCGUUAUUUUUUUUUAAGCACUGUAUCUUUUUUUCUUUAACGUGAAAACGGUUGGCUGCACAGUUGUCAAAUGAUGGCAGCGUGUGAGGGACCUCCGAUAGUCAGUGGUACUGAGUGGAAUGUUUCUGCCAUAAGUGGGUUUGAACGGACUGCUACCGCUCAGCAGCCCUGAAGAACCUCCCCUUCGAACACCUGUCCCACCACAGGGCCGACAGUCUCACUGCAUGGAAAUGUGGUCUGACCAAACAAUGUCGGCAAUCCACAAGAACACACACAGACACACACAGCAUAACAUUCUGUGUGUAACAACACAAGGGCAGGUUCACUACUGUCAGACAGUCCUUUGUUUCUCUCCUUGUUCUCGAAUAAAAGCUAUCAUCACCUUGGCUGCCAUUUUCUAUUAUAUAUUCUGGUUAGAUCUUUACUUUUUCUACAGAGAACAAUUAUUAUCAUAGAUGAAAACAUUGCUUUGGAGAACUGUAGGGUUCACAAAAUGAUUUUUGUAUAUUAAGAAAGUAAUAUUCAACAGAAUGUCAUUAGAUAUGCAGACAGGCCUUUUAAAAGUGUGAAUUGUAGAGGGCUUCCAUUGUUUUGGGUUUUCUGAGCUUUUUUAGCUUUAGUUCAAUGUUAUAUCUACACUUUUUUUCAUUUGUUAUUGAGAAUUAUUUUGCAUUUUCAUUUAAUACACAAUGAAUUGUAAUAUUUAUUUCUACUGGGUCAUGUUUCUUUUUUAUUACAGUUAAUGCUAAUGUGGCUAAUGUUGUUGGGAUGAUCCCCAAAUGGCUAAGUGUUUUGUCAACAACGUAAUUUUUAAACGUGUUCUUCUGGGAAAGUCACUACCCCUUUAAAUCAUGCUGAUUUGAUCCAAUUGAAAAACAGUGCAAUGUGUGUUUGUUGGUCUUUAACCUUCUAUCUUAGGAAUGCUUUGAACUGGAGAUGGAGGUAAACUCACCGCUAUGUGCUGCCCUGUGGCCGUGCACUGAAGCUCAUCAUUUGCACUGCUAGAAUUCAUCAGUGUCUUAUCAUCCCUAAGAGAGGUCUGCAUUUAGUGACUGGAAUCUCCUUCUGCUGUUUGAAUAAUAAAUAGAUACAUGCUAGACAAGGCAAACUGCAAA